Closterium sp. Naga37s-1 is the source of this 1296-nucleotide messenger RNA. The record is from the annotation of a GenBank genome assembly. NCBI's taxonomy places the organism in Eukaryota, Viridiplantae, Streptophyta, Zygnematophyceae, Desmidiales, Closteriaceae.
AUGGUGGGCACUGGCGGUGCUUGUCGGGCGGCAAUAGCCGCCAAUGCCGCGUGCCGCUGGGUGGCAGUGAACGGCAACGCAUGGCGGCAUGUGGUUGCGAUGGUGAGACGAGAGAAAGUGGAGGCGGCGGGGGACGGAGUGCCCUCGAAACCACCCUCGCUGCAACCCCCCCUGGCCGGGCAACCACCACUGCCGACCCAAUCCCUCUCGCCGCCAGCGCCGCCGGUCAGCAUGCCGCCCAGCGUGCCGCCCAGCGUGUCGGCGCCUACAAGCUACGGCGGUGUGGACGUGGCGGGGUUGGCGCCGUUCAUCGCGGGCACGGCGGCGUGCAUGCUCGCCUUCUUCGCCGUCGGCCUCCUCGUCUCGCUCGCGCUGCGCUGCCCGCGCCUCCUCGCCUCCGUCCUCCCUACUAGCCUCCUCGUUAUUCUCAUCCAUGACGCGGAUAUCCCCGAUGGCAUUGCGGGCGGUCGCACGGCAACGUCGCACGACGACGAGAAGAGUCGCGGGCUAGAUCCUGCGACGUUGGCGACAUUCCCCGUGGUGACCUUUCGAGGGCUCGCGGGGGGCAGCAGCAGCGGAAGGGCCGGCGCCGGCUGCAAGGGGGAGAGCGGCAAGGAUGGGCGCGGCAGCAGCGCUGCGAGGUAUCAGCCCGUGAGGUACGCGCUGCCGCGGAAUGAAGCGCCUGCGGGUUUCCUUAGCGAAAACCGGACGGUCGGUAACUCGGAUGAUGAUAUCUCAGAGAACGGGCUGGCAGGAAAAGCGGAACCUCGCGAGAGAUCGAAACGAGUAGAGUCAUCAGCGGGACAGAGGGAGAACGCCGCAGCGGGCAGAGGCGCGGAGGUCCGGGGGAAAGAGGAAGGAGGUCUGCGGCGUGGGGAGGGGACGCGUGGAGGGCUGCGGGGCACGGAGGGGAUGGUAGUGCCGACGGGAGCGCUGGAAAGGACGGAGACGAUGGUGACGGUCGUGGCUGGCGCGGAAGAAGCAGCUUGUUGCGCAGAGCACAGCGAGGGGGGUGCGGCGGAGUGCGACGAAAACGACGCGACGGAGCGCGGCGAGCGGUGUGCGACUGGGUGCGACGAGCGAAGUGCGAUGGAGUGCGACGAAAGGGACGCGACGGAGUGCGCGGUGUGUCUGAGCGACUUCGCGGACGGCGAGCAGCUGCGGUGCCUGCUGCCGUGCGCGCACCGCUUCCACGUGGCGUGCAUCGAUUGCUGGCUGCUCUCGCACACCACCUGCCCCGUGUGCCGCACGGCGCUAGAGCCACGCAAAGAUGACGUGGCACUGGAAACCGGCUGA